CGAUUCGCAACGUACAUUUUGUCAUCAUCCGACCUUUGCUACUUCACUCCAUCAAGCGACUAAUCCAUCACACCGUUUUCGCCACUUUAGCCCAGCCGUCUUUAGCUCAACUCCAUAUAGCUUCGAGCUCUGAGCUCAUAUAAAACUAGCUUUCAUCAAUGGAGCCAGAGAAGAAGGACGCGGAGAAGAAGCCCGAGGCGGAGGAGGCUGAGCAGCCCGGGCCCAGCGCGAGCAUCGGCGAGCAAGCUGGCGAGGAGGAGGAGGAGGAGGAGGAAUGCGGCUGGUGCAAGUGGAUGAAGGCGGGCGGGUGCAAGGAGCCGUUCCAGGUCUGGCUGGAUUGCGUGGACGGCGUGAAGGCGGCGGGGCGGCAGGACGUGGAGAGCUGCGCGGCGGUGAUGGGGCCACUGUGGGAGUGCAUGGAGAAGCACAGGGAGUACUACGCUCCACAGCUCAGCUCGCUGGCAGACAAGAAGGCGGCGGCGGCAGGGGAUGCAGAGGAGGGGCUAGCAUAGGAGGGGGGUAGCAGCUAAACAAGGGGGGUAGCAGCUAAACGAAGGGGGGGUGCAGAGGAGGGGUUGCAGAGGAGGGUGGGUAGCAGCUGAGGGGGGAGAGGAGGGGGCGGCAGCAGAGGGGAAAGGCGGAGGCGAGCAAGGGCAAGUAGGUGUGUAGGGGAGAUGGGAGGGGAGAGGGGGGAGGACAGGGGUUUGGGUGUGGGGCUGGAGAGCAAGCGGUGAGGUGAGGUGUGUGCGGGCGCGAGUGGAGAGGCGGUGAGGGGGUUUGAAUUGGUGGCGGUGUCUGACCAAAGCCCCUGGUAGCUGCAUUGUUGUGAGCGGGAGGAAAGAUGCCGUGUGCCGUGUGAAGCUGAACUGCCAGGUUCAUGCGCAGCCAGUGCAAUGCCCGCCGACGAUGUGGUCGUGGCACCGGGCGUUUCCGAAGGACAAACAAUACAACAGUCUCGUCGGCUGGCGGGCAGGCAGGUCUUCAGGUUCUGGAGGUAGAGGUGUUCAGGUGCUGGGGUCGACGUGUGCGUGAAGGUACCGGUGUGAUGCUGCCCGCUGAAAUGGGCAUACCGUACCGUAAAUGAACAGGGUGCUUGCUGCUUUCAUUUAGAGCUCAACUGCAUCGGGACAGGGACCGUCAGGCGUCUGCUGUUUCAGACAGGGGAGGUUCCUCCCCUGGUUUCAGAUCACGGCUGCAAAGUGCAAACUUUCACCAAUCGUCCUGCUAAAGAGAAAGCACACGCGCGCGGGGGGAUGGCACCACGGGGGCAUUGUGUACCAGGUAUAACGCCAGAGUCUAGCUGCAGCGGGGCGACUGUGCUGCUGCUGGUGCGUGUUGGCCGGCUGGUGCUCGUGCUGGUGCUGGUGUGGUUGGGCUGGUGGCUGGUGCAGGCUGGUGAGCGGGGCGAUAGGAGAUACGGUAUCGACGAUGCUGCAAGGAAAUGAUCAAACGAACGCGCACGAUGCCAAAAGAUGUGUAAGCACA
This is a messenger RNA of Chlamydomonas reinhardtii, 1485 nucleotides long. RefSeq lists its product as uncharacterized. NCBI's taxonomy places the organism in Eukaryota, Viridiplantae, Chlorophyta, Chlorophyceae, Chlamydomonadales, Chlamydomonadaceae. Bases 159 to 512 code for a protein of 117 amino acids. The transcript is spliced from 2 exons. The record is from RefSeq and is a predicted model, not a curated record.